AUGAAUUAUCAUGGCGACAUCGUAAAUUCAACCGUAUCUUCUACAGAUAAAAAGCAAACAUCGAACAAUUGUCCAUUACAUCCAAUUAAUAUCGAUAUAGCACAGAAAAAACUUGAGAAUGAUGAUGAAAGACAAAAUAACACUAGGAUAACAAUUACUUCGUUUUGGAAGCAAAUCAUAGUAAAAACUGAUGGUGUCCACAAUAAUAGUGAAGCUGAUGAAAUAAAUGAUAAUUCCGUAUCAUUCAUAUCAUUGAAUACAAUUCAAGUAAUAUUCACUAUUCCUUUUUCUAUAAUUUCAAAUGGAUCGAUACUUAAUCAAACAGUAUCUAUAACUGAUAUAAAAUCUAACCAAUUAUUAGCAUCAUCAAAUCAUAUUUGUUUCAAUGGGUCAUCAUUUAUUGUUAAUUAUUCAACUAACCAAUCAUUACCAUAUAAUAUUUGUUUAUAUAUUUUAAUAUCAUCUAUAACAUUAAGAGAAAUCUUUAUUUGUCGUACUAUUAAUAAUAAUUCUGAUGGUAAUGAAAAUCCGAUCGUAGGACCAAGUGUAUUUUUUAUUGUUUCACAAUCUGUUAUGAGUCUUCUUAUGAUGAUUAUUAUCUACUUAGUACAAAUAAGUAGAAAGAAAAAUCUAAUUAAUCGUGUUGGUCAACAUUUUGUUCGCAAUAAUUUAAUUACUCAUAAAAGUAGUAUUAUUCUAUUGAAUGAUGCAAUAAAUUCGGAAAUUAUGCAUGAUAUUAAUUUAAAUAAUUUUAUUUCAGCACCUAUUGAAGAAAAAGUAUUAGCUGCAACAGAUUUAACAUCAACACGUAAUGAUCGAAGAUUUACACAUCAUACAUUAAUAGAUAUGAAAGAAUUAAUAAAACAAUUAAGUUUAUCGAAUAAAAAUUGA
Molecule: messenger RNA, 891 nt
Organism: Rotaria sp. Silwood1
Lineage: Eukaryota; Metazoa; Rotifera; Eurotatoria; Philodinida; Philodinidae
Source: the annotation of a GenBank genome assembly